CGAUGGUCCUCUCGUACCAUAUCCAAGAUCCAAACAUUCCAGCGGGGACCGGCGACAACCUUUUGCGACGCCGCUUAUGCAAGGUCUACCACGGGCCUGCCCUGCCCGGCUGGAAUUAAAAGGUCUGGGUUGCUGUGAUAGGCCUUCCUCUCCAACCUGGUCUGACCAUGAGAUUGGGCAUGCAGCAAUCAAAAAUACCCUGCUUCGUCCCAGUGGACCAAAGCCAGUCUAUGAGUUUGUCUUUGUGAUCUCGCCGCCAAAGAACGCGCCAGUCACUGGCUGGAUGUAUCGGUCUCCGAAGCGCACUGUUACUCAACAUCUCGCCCAAUAACGGUCGAUAUACAGGUAGCAUCAACCACGUGGAUGUUUGCUUUCGCAGCGAUGCAGCCCGAGCCUGGUCUAGAUAGAUAAGACCGAUGGCCCCUGGUCUUUGAAAGCUGAAGCUGUAUCUGCGGAUGUUCAGAACGUCGACAUGCUGUCCCAAACAGACACCAGCCCUAGCCGGACAAAGUCACUCGAGCCACUGGAUGUGCUCUCCAAGCUGGAGCCGUCUCGAGGACCAAGCCACGCCCACUGGUGGCAGCGUACCGGUCCGCAGCUUGCUCUGAUGCUGAAGGAGGCCGGGUACGCUGUGGAAAAGCAAUUCGAGGUCCUCCUGUUCCAUUACCACUGGAUAGUUCCCUAUCUCGGCCCCAAGCCCGAUGACAACGGCUGGAAGUCUCUUGUCUCCGACAUUGGUAUCCCACUGGAAUACUCGUGGAAAUGGGACACAUCAGCCAGCGGUCCCGAUGUGCGUCUCACUAUCGAAGCCAUCAACGAACUCAGCGGCACCCGGUUUGAUCCCCUCAACCAGUCUCCCUCUCUCGAGCUCUUCCAGCGUCUUGCAGGCAUCCUGCCGCAGCUGGAUCCGUCCUGGACGAGCCACUUUCUCUCCACAUUCUACGACCACGACAAGGUAAAGUACGUGGAAGAGUCACAGUCCUCGUCGGGAAUGCCCCUGCGCUCCACGAUGCUGGUCUGCUUCGAGUUCGGCCGCAACGGCACAACGUCCAAGACAUACAUGAGCCCGCGCAAACUGGGCCAGCAGGGAUUCGCACCGUUGUCUGAGUACAUGUCCGCCAUCCAAGCCCUAGGACCAAGCCGUGCCCUCGACGCCCUGACCGACUUCCUCAGCACCAGCCCCGAAGGCCCCGACCUCAAGCCCUUCAUGCUGGCCGUUGAUAACAUCGCCCCGUCCGCCUCACGGCUCAAGUUCUACUUCGCCACCCCGCGAACGCGCUACAAUUCCAUCCGCGAAGUCCUCACCCUCGGCGGGCGAGUCACAAACCCAACCCUCGAGUCUAAACUACGCCCGCUGCACGAACUCGUCAAAGCCAUCAUGCCUACGCCAGUGGACCUUGCAGACGACGCCGACAUCCCUCCCCCUUCCUCGGAUGCAACCCCAGAGUCCAACUCAACGUCCAACCCCGACAUGGCCAGUGAACGCCCCGCUUUCAUAGCCGGAUACCAAUACUACUUCGACAUCGCCCCCGGCGCCUCCCUCCCCGAUAUCAAAUUCUACAUCCCGAUUCGCAAAGCGCAGAUUAACGACCGUGUUGUCGCGGACGGGCUCACAGAUUGGAUGAGAGCGCAGGGGCGUGGUGCCUUCUGCGAUGGGUACGUCAGGGUUCUAGAGGGGCUAGCUGGGGGGGAGGACUUGAGUCAGUGCCAUGGCUUGCAUACCCAUAUCUGCUGCAUGGUGAAGGCGGAUGGGGAGGUUGAGGUUACCUCCUAUCUGGCGCCGGGGGUAAAGGAGUAGGUAGCUGUUUACCUGAGUUUGCGUUUUUGACAUGAUUAUCGGAUCGUCCUUAGUGCAGCUGUAAAUAGGAACACCUGAACUGGUGCCUCUGUUGUCCUCUCUCAAUAGCUCUCAACGGAAAAAAUAUGCAGAGAAUGUUCACAGAAUCCACUAACUUAGUGAAUACGAGGUCACAUCCGGGCUCUCCACGGUGUAUCCACCCCCAGCACGCGAUUGGCACCAGACUCGUGUUCUCCUUGGCUCGUGCCCUG
Molecule: messenger RNA, 2049 nt
Organism: Aspergillus versicolor CBS 583.65
Lineage: Eukaryota; Fungi; Ascomycota; Eurotiomycetes; Eurotiales; Aspergillaceae
Exons: 2
Coding region: 473-1798 (441 amino acids)
Biological process (GO): alkaloid metabolic process
Molecular function (GO): prenyltransferase activity
Source: RefSeq, a predicted model, not a curated record